AUGGUGGCUGUAGAUUAUUAUAGCACCUUGAGGCUUGACCCUACUGGGCAGAUUCGAUUCCGAGAAGAGAAUCCAAAGAGGAAGGCCUCGGCUGCGCAUGCGAGAUAUGAGAAGUACAAGGCUGCGAAGACAGUCUCCGAGUUCCAUGAGAUUUCUUUGGCUCUCGGCAGUUUUGCCAAACAGGACUUCGAGAACGACUUCUCCAAGGGCUAUGUCACCUACUGCAAGGCAGAAGCCACAUCUCCGUCAGAUGACCGAGCUGCAAGCGGAGCUGCAAAGCACGACAAGCUCGAGAAGCUCAGCAAAAACACAAAGCCUCUUGCCGCAACCCUGAAGAAAACACCCGAAAUGGCAGUGUCUCAGCCAGAGGCAAGCAUAGGCUCCGGCGGGGCAUCGAGGAGUUCACCUCCGAGACCUUCAGCUGCAUCUGCUGCAAUGGACGGAGACAAAGGAGUUGCGAAACGCGCAAGGACAGCCGUGGAGGGUGGACGGCAGCCAAGGGAGGAUGAUAGCCUCUUCUCACUUGUCGAGCUUCCUCGCAAGGAAGCUGCCCCCGAAGCGAAGCCCAGUAAGCAGGUCAUGGAGCCACAGAGGACAGCAAGGGCAAUGCUUCCACAGCCGAAGGCUGUGGCCCGGAAGAGGAAGGCUCUGGAACCCCAAACCAGCACGUCAGAGUUGGUCAGGGAUGUGGUGCCGGACUAUGUUGAGGGACAGCCAGAUCCAUCCGGGUGCGAGGAAAGCUUGAAGAAAAAGGCUGCUUUCCUCUCUGACAGGGAGCCAAUGAUGCCGCUGAAUCGGACAAAGUUCGUCUGGGUUGUUCAGCAAGAGAGCCAUGUCUUCUCGCAUGAUCCAAAGAUGGCCGGCCCACUAAUGGAGACACAGCGAAGCUCGGCGCGAUGUGCCGUGUGCAGUCAAAAGUGUUACACGGAGCGAACAUUUCGUGUGCGCUGCUAUCUGAGACGGUCGAAAGGAGACCCGCCCGAGUGGAAGCACCCUCGGAAAAUGCGAGCUGAGCAGUACUAUGUUGGCACCCGCUGUAUGGAAGCCUUACUCGGCACUGCGCCCAUCUCCACCAGUCAGGUUCGACAACUUCGAGAACGAUUGCAUCGAGCACUUGAAGCGCGAGAUUUUCAGUUGGAUGUUUGGGCAAGUGUACUACGCCGGGUUGAGCGUGAGCAGCUCCCGCCGUUUGCAGAGCUUCUCGCAGGCGAGCUCAGAGGUGUGCGGCGAAGACGCGCUGCCGAUGAAAAGACCGACAAGUUCCAAGCCAGUACAAGACUGGGGGACUUGCAGACUUUCGAAGACCGUGAGAAGCACCGUCAGUGGCGAUUGGAUCAGGUGGUAUUGAAAAGAUGUAAGGAUCUGUUGGAGAUGUUGCAGGAAGAGGAAACUCAGAAGGUCGCAGAUCGUAUGGAUGAAUCGACGAAGGUGAUCAGUGCUCCGAAUGUCAUUGAUGACCUCCUAAGUAUUGCGACAAAGGGUGCAGUCACGACAGAGUCGUUGAGACUUCGUCCUCGCCCAGCGGGACCAGCCGAGCAGGUCUUCAUUCUGGAUUCCCCCACGAAGCAGAAGGAGGCUUCCGGCGAGGCACUCGCCGAGGAGCAGACACCAUCAUCUCCUCAGGCGGUGGUGCCCCCAGGCUUCGAGCCGUGGGAUGGAGCUGACAGCUUGGACGUGCUUUCCUUGGAGAUGACAGGCUUCCAUAGAGGCCUGCUGAAUCGCAACUUCAUCGCCGACAAGGUCACCCGUGUCAACGAUGCGAGAACCUUCUGGGACGAAUCCCGCGAUGUCUUCAUGUACUGGCAGCAUCCAUCGAAGCGCUGGUCCAUCUGCCAGAGGUGGGACAAGGAUGCAGACCUCUUAGUGAAGGUGCGCAGGGGCGCCGAGCUCGGCUGGGCCUUCUUUGCCUCUCCAGGUGUUUGGAAGGAGUUCUGGCGUGGCGAGUGGAGAAAGGUCUCAGUUGCAACCCGGAAAGAGCUCCAGGUACCGACGAAUCUGAUGCAGGCAGUGCAGGCCUCCACCCCGGCUGCACUCUACCGUUUGGGGCAGAACAUGCUUUUCCAAGUCCCGGCGCAAGGAGGACAGCCCUCCACAGACGCGGGACCGCCUCCUUUUGCAUCUGCAGUGACGAUGGAUCCCAUCAAGCUUCAGGUGCCGGUCCAGUCAGUUCAACCUGGCGUUGCAUCGAUGCUUCUGCAAGAUUCCACGCAUGCGCUGCGUGGAAGUGUGAUUCAAUGCGACACGCCACCCCUUCCGUCGAUGCGCAGUUUCGACUGA
Molecule: messenger RNA, 2277 nt
Organism: Symbiodinium sp. CCMP2456
Lineage: Eukaryota; Dinophyceae; Suessiales; Symbiodiniaceae
Source: the annotation of a GenBank genome assembly